Theobroma cacao (cacao) is the source of this 2672-nucleotide messenger RNA. It is a transcript of the gene HCF152, whose product is annotated as Tetratricopeptide repeat (TPR)-like superfamily protein. Gene Ontology annotation, molecular function: protein binding. The record is from RefSeq and is a predicted model, not a curated record. NCBI's taxonomy places the organism in Eukaryota, Viridiplantae, Streptophyta, Magnoliopsida, Malvales, Malvaceae.
AAACAGAAAGUGAGCGCCAAGGAAACCUGCUUUAAACUUUUCCAUUCAAGAGGAGGAACUAACUGUGAACGAGAGUUUGAGUGUUACGGGUGUGGAUAAACAAGAAGAGAACAUAAUCCAGUCGACGUAGUGCGUCCUUUCUCCAUUCAAUCAAGAGAGGCAAAUCUAAAUCUUAAUUCAAAAACUUCUGUUCUCCCCCAAAUGGACAAGCCAUGAAUAUUCCUCGACCCUCCCCAUGCUCUUCCGCUUCCACUCCAACCCCUUCUUCUUCUUCGUCUUCUUCAUUUCCCUCCACUCUCCACUGGCUCUCUCCUCCUCCUCCUUCAGCCACCACUGCGACAACUACCUCUAAGCCCGCGAGUCUACGUCGCUUGGAAGCCACAGCCCACCAGCAAACUCAACCCACCGCUGAUUUCUCUCUUUCCACUGAUAGAAAGACUAACAACGAUCAAACCCUUCUUUCACUCCUACGCCAAAGAAAAACCGAACAAGCCUGGGACCAUUACUCCCAAUCCCCUCACCUCCCAACCCCGACUUGCCUAAGCCGCUUAGUCGCUCAACUCUCCUACCAAACCACUCCACUGUCCCUCACACGCGCACGUUCCAUCAUCACGCGUCUCCGCAAUGAACGCCAGCUGCACCGUCUCGACGCCAACUCCCUCGGCCUCCUGGCCUCAGCUUCUGCAAAAUCGGGGCAUACCCUUUACGCCUCUUCCCUCAUCAAGUCCAUGCUUCGCUCUGGUUACCUCCCCCACGUCAAAGCAUGGAGCGCCGUCGUUUCACGGCUCUCUACCGAGUCACCUUCAGAGUCGAUAAACCUUUUCGACUCAGUAACUCGCCGAGUCAGACGCUUUGCGGAUCCCACGAUCGUUGCUGAUUCCAAACCCGACACGGCUGCCUAUAACGCUGUGCUCAACGCUUGUGCUAAUUUGGGGGACAAGAGUAAGUUUUUGAAACUGUUUGAGGAAAUGUCUGAAUGGGGUUGCGAACCUGAUGUUUUGACUUAUAAUGUUAUGAUAAAGUUGUUGGCUAGAGCUGAUAGGAAAGAUUUACUUGUCUUUGUGUUGGAGAGGAUUGUUGAGAAACGAAUACGUUUGUGUAUGACUACUCUGCAUUCCCUUGUUGCGGCUUAUGUCGGAUUUGAUGAUCUUGAAACGGCUGAGAGAAUUGUUCAAGCUAUGAGGGAACAAAGGAAUGAUCUUUGUAAGAUUCUCCGGGACGCGAAUUUGGAAGAUUUAAAUCAAGCUGAGGAAGAUGAGGAGGAAGAGGAGGAGGAGGAGGAGAAUAGGAAAGAUUUGAGUCAAAAUGAGAAAGAUGAUAUAGUAUUUGAAAAGUUGCUUCCUAAUUCGAUCAAGCCAAGUAGUGAAGCACCAUUAUUGCCAAAAGUGUAUGCACCUAAUUCUAGGAUUUAUACAACUUUAAUGAAAGGUUAUAUGAAGGCAGGUAGGGUUAGUGACACGGUGAGGAUGCUAGAGGCAAUGAGGCAUCAGGGCGAUAAGGCUAGUCAUCCUGACCAUGUUACAUACACAACAGUCGUUUCUGCUUUUGUGAAGGCGGGGUUGAUGGAUAGAGCACGAGAAGUGCUAGCUGAAAUGACUAGAAUUGGUGUGCCUGCUAAUUGGAUUACUUAUAAUAUUCUCCUGAAGGGUUAUUGCCAGCAGUUGCAAAUAGAUAAGGCGAAGGAGUUACUAAGGGAGAUGGCUGAUGAUGCAGAGAUUAAGCCAGAUGUAGUUUCAUAUAAUAUAUUGAUUGAUGGGUGCAUAUUGAUUGAUGACAGUGCAGGGGCUCUUGCAUUCUUUAAUGAGAUGCGGGAGAGAGGAAUUGCUCCAACAAAGAUCAGUUAUACUACUUUGAUGAAAGCUUUUGCUUUGUCUGGUCAACCAAAGUUAGCCAACAAGGUUUUUGAUGAGAUGCUUCGAGAUCCACGGGUGAAAGUCGACUUGGUUGCUUGGAAUAUGUUGGUGGAAGGAUAUUCUAGACUGGGACUUGUUGAAGAAGCAAAGAAAAUAAUCCAAAGAAUGAAAGAAAAAGGAUUUUACCCUAAUGUUGCUACUUAUGGUAGUCUGGCCAAUGGGAUUUCAUUGGCUAGAAAACCAGGGGAAGCACUUCUGCUUUGGAAAGAGAUAAAGGAAAGGUGCAAGAUGAAAAAGGAAGGCGACAAUCCAUGUUCUGAUUCUUCUUCUCCUCCACCAUUGAAACCAGAUGAAGGGCUGUUAGAUACUUUGGCUGAUAUAUGCGUGAGGGCUGCUUUCUUCAAGAAGGCCUUGGAAAUUGUGGCUUGCAUGGAAGAGAACGGCAUACCACCAAAUAAGACCAAGUACAAGAAAAUCUAUGUGGAGAUGCAUUCCAGGAUGUUCACUAGCAAGCAUGCUUCACAGGCAAGGCAGGAUAGGAGGAUAGAAAGGAAGAGAGCAGCUGAGGCAUUCAAGUUUUGGUUGGGUUUGCCUAAUUCUUAUUAUGGGAGUGAGUGGCAUUUUGAACCUAUAGAUAGAUGACUAUGCCUCUGGGUUAGUAAGGCCAAAUGAACAUUACUGUAUACUUACUAAUUGUAAUUUAGUGAAUGUAAUGCAUUACAAAUUUCAGAUGAAAAUUAAUCAGUUAAAUAGUGUUUCAUGUAAUGAAGUGAAUGGUUUCUUUGCCAUAUAUAAUCUAUAAAUACUUUUGAGAAUAAA